ACGACUGAGUAGCGAUCGGCGCCAACAGAUCCUUCCUAAGCCCGGGAGGCCCCAGUGGAGAGGUCUUAGCAAACUCUUCUUAUACCCGUUUGACAACUGGCGAAACUAAGACUCCAAGCGGCAGGAGGUUGCCCACCUUGUUAUUAGCCUGGCUAGGAGGAGGGAAACUGAGGCACCCCAGGAUCUCCAACUCCUCCCUACUGUGCUGCUCAGCUCUUUAAAGAAAAGAGGUGUCCUACUUUGUCCUCAGAUGGCAAAAGGAUUACGAAGAUGCCUUUCAUCAUGACCCUGCCCUUGCCUAAAGUUCCUGGGCUGUUUCACUCUAUUCAACCUCAGCUCACCUUGCGCCAUGGACUGGCAGCCAGAUGAGCAGGGCCUGCAGCAGGUCUUGCAGCUGCUCAAAGACUCGCAGUCGCCAAACACAGCCACGCAGCGCAUCGUGCAGGACAAACUCAAACAACUGAACCAGUUUCCCGACUUCAACAACUACCUGAUCUUUGUCCUGACCAGACUCAAGUCGGAAGAUGAGCCGACUCGGUCCCUCAGCGGUCUCAUCCUCAAGAACAACGUGAAGGCCCAUUACCAGAGUUUUCCGCCACCCGUGGCCGACUUCAUCAAACAGGAGUGUCUCAACAACAUUGGCGAUGCCUCCUCACUUAUCCGAGCCACCAUAGGCAUUCUGAUCACCACCAUCGCUUCCAAGGGCGAGCUGCAGAUGUGGCCCGAGCUGCUGCCCCAGCUGUGCAACCUGCUCAACUCGGAGGAUUACAAUACUUGUGAGGGGGCCUUCGGAGCCCUGCAGAAGAUCUGCGAAGACUCCUCGGAGCUCCUGGACAGCGAUGCCCUCAACAGGCCCCUCAACAUCAUGAUCCCCAAGUUCUUACAGUUCUUCAAGCACUGCAGCCCAAAGAUCCGGUCUCAUGCCAUAGCCUGCGUGAACCAGUUCAUCAUGGACCGGGCCCAGGCGCUGAUGGACAACAUCGACACCUUCAUCGAGCACCUGUUCGCCCUGGCCGUGGACGAUGACCCUGAGGUGCGGAAGAACGUGUGCCGGGCCCUGGUGAUGCUGCUAGAAGUGCGGAUCGAUAGGCUCAUCCCACACAUGCACAGCAUUAUCCAGUACAUGCUGCAGAGGACCCAGGACCACGAUGAGAACGUGGCCCUGGAGGCCUGUGAGUUCUGGCUGACGCUGGCCGAGCAGCCCAUCUGCAAGGAAGUCCUGGCCUCCCACCUGGUCCAGUUGAUCCCCAUCCUGGUAAACGGGAUGAAGUACUCCGAAAUCGACAUCAUUUUGCUCAAGGGGGACGUGGAAGAGGACGAGGCCGUCCCCGACAGCGAGCAGGACAUCAAGCCACGUUUCCAUAAGUCACGCACAGUGACGCUGCCCCAUGAGGCCGAGCGGCCUGAUGGCUCAGAGGAUGCAGAGGAUGAUGACGAUGACGAUGCUUUGUCUGACUGGAAUCUGAGGAAGUGCUCGGCAGCUGCACUGGACGUCCUGGCCAACGUCUUCCGGGAGGAGCUGCUGCCACACCUACUCCCCCUGCUCAAGGGUCUCCUUUUCCACCCCGAGUGGGUGGUCAAGGAGUCAGGCAUCCUGGUGCUGGGUGCCAUCGCGGAGGGCUGCAUGCAGGGCAUGGUGCCCUACCUGCCCGAGCUGAUCCCGCACCUCAUUCAGUGCCUGUCGGACAAGAAGGCCCUGGUCCGCUCCAUCGCCUGCUGGACGCUGAGCCGCUAUGCCCACUGGGUGGUCAGCCAGCCACCCGACAUGCACCUCAAGCCUCUGAUGACGGAGCUGCUCAAGCGCAUCCUGGACGGCAACAAGAGGGUGCAGGAGGCGGCCUGCAGUGCCUUCGCCACCCUGGAGGAGGAGGCCUGCACAGAGCUGGUGCCCUACCUCAGCUACAUCCUGGACACCCUCGUCUUCGCCUUCGGCAAGUACCAGCACAAGAACCUGCUCAUCCUCUACGACGCCAUCGGCACCCUGGCCGACUCUGUGGGCCACCACCUCAACCAGCCGGAAUACAUCCAGAAGCUGAUGCCUCCGCUCAUCCAGAAGUGGAACGAGCUCAAGGACGAAGACAAGGACCUCUUCCCCCUGCUGGAGUGCCUGUCCUCGGUGGCCACCGCCCUGCAGAGCGGCUUCCUGCCUUACUGUGAGCCAGUCUACCAGCGCUGCGUCACCCUGGUGCAGAAGACGCUGGCCCAGGCCAUGAUGUACACCCAGCACCCUGAGCAGUAUGAGGCCCCCGACAAGGACUUCAUGAUCGUGGCGCUGGACCUGCUGAGCGGCCUGGCCGAGGGCCUGGGCGGCCACGUGGAGCAGCUGGUGGCCCGCAGCAACAUCAUGACGCUGCUCUUCCAGUGCAUGCAGGACUCCAUGCCCGAGGUCCGGCAGAGCUCCUUCGCCCUCCUGGGGGAUCUCACCAAAGCCUGCUUCAUCCACGUCAAGCCCUGCAUCGCUGAGUUCAUGCCCAUCCUGGGCACCAACCUGAACCCCGAGUUCAUCUCUGUCUGCAACAACGCCACCUGGGCCAUCGGCGAGAUCUGCAUGCAGAUGGGGGCAGAGAUGCAGCCCUAUGUGCAGAUGGUCCUCAACAACCUGGUGGAGAUCAUCAACCGGCCCAAUACGCCCAAGACGCUGCUGGAAAACACAGCCAUCACCAUCGGCCGCCUGGGCUACGUGUGCCCGCAGGAGGUGGCCCCCAUGCUGCAGCAGUUCAUCCGGCCUUGGUGCACAUCCCUCAGGAACAUCAGGGACAACGAGGAGAAGGACUCAGCCUUCCGAGGCAUCUGCAUGAUGAUAGGCGUCAACCCCGGGGGCGUCGUGCAGGACUUUAUUUUCUUCUGCGACGCCGUAGCCUCCUGGGUGAGCCCGAAGGAUGACCUUCGGGACAUGUUUUAUAAGAUUCUCCAUGGCUUCAAAGACCAAGUCGGGGAGGAGAACUGGCAGCAGUUCUCUGAGCAGUUCCCGCCUCUGCUCAAGGAGAGGCUGGCCGCCUUCUAUGGGGUCUAGAUGAGCCUCGCGACCGCCAGGUUUCUGUCUGCGUCGUUGGAGGGGUUGCUGGGGAGCACGCUGCGUCCGGAAGUCGCCGUGCCCUGGUCAAGGGGGGUUAGGGAGGAGUGAGCGGGACCCGAAUCCAGACGCCUUCCCCGUCCACCUACCUGCCACGGGUGUGUGUGGCCUGCCGGCCAGCGGGCAAGUGGGUGGGGUCUCCACACUCAUCCUACACACAGGGGAGGGGGGUGGGACUUGUUGGCAGCAAGGGCCCUUUGCUCAAUCGGGGUCACCUCGGGCAGCCCACAUGGGCCAGCCUCGCGGGAGGGAAGAUUCAACACGGCCGCCCGAAUCCGGCUUAGGAUGAGGCGAGGGGAAAGCAGGCGGGGAGGGGGGUCCUUGUAGAGACACGUACACUCACAUGUACACACGUGGCCACACGCAUGUGCGGCGCUGCAGCCCGCCAGACUGGGCCAGCCGCCCCACCAUUUCCCCGACUGCAUGGAGACAGUAGAAUUAGUGAACCCCUGAGUUAACCCGUAAGGCCUUCCGUGUAACCUGCAUCUAGAGUUUAAGAAGCUUCUGCUGUUUUGCCAGAAUUGGUGAUUGGGGAGGGCUGGGUGGGUUGGGGGGCCUCCGCCGGGACCCUGGGGCCGGGGGGAGGGGGGAAGAGGACUGCGAUCUUCAGGCCGCCCGCGUCAGCUCGCGCACGCUUCGGCCCUGCUCCGCACACUUCCUGCCAGCUCUGUGGCAUCCACAGCCCGUGUGUCCCCCUCCUUGUUAUGUCCCAGCCAGAAGGGUGGGGACUGCCGGGGUGGCUGAGACUGGCCAGAGGUUGCCCUUUCUCCCCCCUCCCCCACUGUGCUCCAGUGACUUUUGAAGACACUGGGCCAGGACCUUUUUCCUGCAGAGGGCCGGGGGCAGCCAGAGCUGCUGACCUCUCCCCGCUGUGUCUCUCCGUCAGCGAGUCCAUUUCAAAGGUGGUCCAUUCCUCUGCGCUCCUGAGAGCCUUCCUGUCAGGUUCCAGCCUGAGUUUUCACACGAGGGCUGCGGCCGGGGCAUUUAACUGAUGGGGACAGAGGAUGAAAGUUCAGGCUUUGCCAGCAAGAAGGAGGUGAAGGGCUUUGGAAGAGAAGGUGGUCCACCUCCGACCCCACUCUGUCCCUGGGGCUCCCUGUCCUCCUAGCUCCCGGUGGGCUCCAGGACCCCAGCAGAUAGGGGCAGCGAUUCUAGGGAACCUUCUGGGGAUGGUUGGAGAUGCAGUCACAGUGUGGGCGGCACUCCUAGAGGGGCGAGGGGGGCAUGGUCACUUCUCAGUUGGCCUCAGAACUGAACCGGGCCCUGCCGCCCCCUUAGUUUUCCUUUUUCUGCUUCUCUACUUUUUACUUUUCUGGAGGUCCCUUCGGGGAGGUUUUGUGGGGCUUUGACUGGAUUCCUACAUCCUGGGGCUUGUUCCAUUCAUCCCCGCAGGGCCGUGGAUCCAACCCCAUUAUAGCCUUGUGUCUUCUGCCAGACGGGGUCGGGCCCUGCCUCUAUUCCAAGGGGUAGAUGGUGCACAUUCCGUAAACUCAGCUGGCUUCCUUACCCUGUCAAACUCCCGACAGGUCUCUGGAAGCCAUUUGUUUAAAAAAAAAAGGAAAAAAAAAAAAAGAAAAAAAUUAGAUACCAUUGCAUUUUCUGGUAAUCCAGUUCUUCGGAGCAUCCUCUGCUGGGCCUUGGGGUGUGUGGGUGGAGUGACUGUCUGAUGGGAUUGGUAACCCCUUCUCCACCCAGGAAUGGGGGCGCUCCAGCCAUUCAGGGAAGGGGAGCCUGGUUCUAGUUUUCUUUCUUUUCUUCUUUUUUUUUUAAGAAAACUAUUUAAUUUUUUAAUUUAUUUUUGGUUGAUUUUUGCACAACGAAGUUUCAGCUUCUCAACCUUCUCCCCUGCCCAGGGUUGCAGACCCUGACUGGCCUUGAUCUGCAGUUCCUCUUUUUUUCCACAUCCCUCCUUCCCCCGCCCCUCCUCCUACGGGCUCCAGGGUCUGUCCAUUUGUUACUGUGCUGUGCUGGGGAUUGGCGCCGAGGUGGCGUGAGAUUCCACUCGUGUAGAACUUUGUUGAGUAAAGAUCAGUUUCUUGUGAAACCCUUGAUCUCCA
This is a messenger RNA of Hyaena hyaena (striped hyena), 5130 nucleotides long. RefSeq names its product transportin 2 (gene TNPO2). The transcript is spliced from 26 exons. Gene Ontology annotation, cellular component: cytoplasm; nucleus. The coding region runs from base 350 to 3013 and encodes 887 amino acids. The record is from RefSeq and is a predicted model, not a curated record. Gene Ontology annotation, molecular function: nuclear import signal receptor activity; small GTPase binding. Gene Ontology annotation, biological process: protein import into nucleus. Lineage: Eukaryota; Metazoa; Chordata; Mammalia; Carnivora; Hyaenidae.